UCUCAUUUCAACAAAAACACAAAUGGGACGGACUUGCUAUGAGCGGCAGAAUAUCUGCCUUUACAAAAAAGUUGAUUUCCGAUUAUCAAACAUUCAGGAAGUUCUUUUUAGCGAGAAAUAAGUUAAGUGAAAACACUCAAAAGAAUUCACGGGUGUUUAUCGACGUAGCUGUCGAUAACAAUUAUCGCAUGUGUUGCAGCUCAUAAGUUUCACUAUCAUAGGCUCAUUUGUUUACACUUGCCUGAUUUUAACAGUUCUAAGGGAAAAUUUACAAUUCUAACCCAUUGCGGAACCAACUUUGAAGAAGCCGUCGUCCAAGUAUCGAAUGGACUCGGCUGCGGUUUGAUUUGGCUCUGACAGGCGUGUCAUAGUUCCUACUUAGCCGCUGCGCCCCGUUGCUUCCAAUCUGAUUCACUUUCGACGGCAUCUGACCCGGGCGCCGAUACGCGCCGCGCUCUUACCUGACUCAGGUGCAUCGGAAAACAAGUGGCUAGCUGGCUGGAUUCCGCGAGUGGUGGCUGACUUAGAACGUGGCUCGAUCAGAACGGUGAGAAAUAGGAGGUACCUGUCUAUCUCUGACUGAUGCAGUUGCAUUUGGAGGGGUUUGAACUUGCUAGAAUUUUUCCACUUGAUGCAGUUUCGAUCCAAGCAUGGUUAAAUUCGGAACCUCCUAGUUGCUGCUGGAGGAACGGUAGCUGUUUGGUAGUUGCGCGUCGAUAUAAAUAUCCUCAUGCGUGUCUCGUGCGUGUCUAGUGCGUGAUUAACGGUAUUUGUGACUUAGCUGUCUAGUAUCGUCGUUCGUCGUUAUCCUUGAAGAAUCGUUUAAAGACAAUGUUUGGUUUACCGUUAAAUCUUGCCGAUACAAAAAAACGCGUGGGCCUGUGCUAGAUGUUAACUGUUGAAACUUUUAAAAACGGAUGGUCCAGUUGAAACUUUGUAGUUAAACGAUUUUGAACCUGCCGUUACUUGAGCGCUGUCAUGAAACAUUUAGCAACACCUACCACCAUGAUGGAUUCCAUCUGUCGGCUGUGUAUGGAGGGCAGCAAUUUGAAUCAUUCCAUGUCUGACGACAAAAUUCGUUCCAUGAUUGAAUACUGCAUACAAUUAAAGAUCGAUGUCGUCAACGAUCUGUUUCCGGUGGAAAUUUGCGACGACUGUUACUACAAAAUCAAGGAUUUUUCGGAAUUCAAAGAAAACUGCCACAGUAUUCAGGACAUGUUACGUCAAGAAAUCGAACAAACUCGGCUCGAAUGUGAUCGAAUGGAUGAUGAGAUUCAAUCCCAGCGAACUGCCCUAGAUGAUCUGGAUUUGUUCGUUGGGGAUAUUAACUAUUCGGAUAUAGAGUAUUUGGAUGAAACGUUGCUGUUUAGUGAUUUGAACGCGGAGGAACUGUUGCGAGACUUGGAGAACAGCGGUGGACGGGAUAGUGAUUUGACUGACUUUUUCGAACCUAGUUCAGUGAGUUCUUCCGAUAGUCAGUACAAGAAGAGGGCUAAACGGUGCUACAAGGAGGAGUACAACGCGGCGCUCAUUACGUGUGAUAUCUGUGGAAAGUUGGUUCACAAGACGUUGCUCCCUGGACAUAUCAAUAUGCACAAUGGAGUGAAACCCUACGCCUGUCCACGAGAGGGGUGUCAUUCGACGUUUCACUGUAAACAUAAAUUGAAGCGACAUAUCGGCUACAAACAUAAGGACGGCAAUUUCCCCUGUGAUCAGUGCGAAAAAGUGUUUAACUCCAAUCUGGCCCUGUAUCAUCACAAGUUUGCAUCCCACCAGCUGCGGAACAAAGCUUGCUCCAAAUGUGAUAAGCGAUUUCGUACCACCCACGGUCUCAAUCGGCACAUGCAGACGCACUCGGAGGAACGCAAAUUUAAGUGCCACUACUGUCCGAUGGCCUUCCUGAAGGAUUCGGUACGGGAAAUCCAUCACCGAACACACACCAAGGAACGACCCUUCGUUUGUACAAAGUGCGGUGCGGACUACAACCACCGGAGGCUUCUCGUGAACCACAUGAAACGGAAGCAUCCCGGAUCGGAAACGGUGCUACAAACGCUACAGUGCACGUGAAAUUUUAAACGUUGGAAACUCUAACACCAAUCAGAAGCACAAGCUGAGAAUCCUACUGUGAAAGUUACCUUAUUUUAGUGUUUUUUUUUAGAAAAAAAUGUAUACGAAUAAACAGAAAACAAAUGAAACUACUUUUAAUGACAGGUUUUCUAAAUAAAUUUUAUGGAUUUAUUCUACAUGGACACAAUUACAUUUUUCAGUAUUGAAAAGUUUCUACAUGUUAUGCAAACAAUAAACAGACAUUACUAUUCAAG
Messenger RNA from Uranotaenia lowii, 2321 nucleotides. RefSeq names its product zinc finger protein 62 homolog. The record is from RefSeq and is a predicted model, not a curated record. Gene Ontology annotation, cellular component: nucleus. Gene Ontology annotation, molecular function: DNA-binding transcription factor activity, RNA polymerase II-specific; zinc ion binding; RNA polymerase II cis-regulatory region sequence-specific DNA binding. The transcript has 5 exons. Gene Ontology annotation, biological process: regulation of DNA-templated transcription. Lineage: Eukaryota; Metazoa; Arthropoda; Insecta; Diptera; Culicidae. Bases 979 to 2067 code for a protein of 362 amino acids.